UACACGCUCGUUCGACGGUAUGGAGUUAAUUGAGAAGCAUUUGAAGAGCAUCAAGGUGCCAACAGCGAAUGAUCGCAUCUACAAAGACGAGUGCGUUUACAGUUUCACGACGCCCGACUCGUCAUGCGGUUUAUACGUGAGUCUCUCGUCGUUUUUGGGCUUCGAUCCCGUGUAUGCCGCCAAAUAUGCCGCCGCCACGGGCAAUUGUGUGUUUUUGCACAUCAAACGAACACGCACCGAGAUCCCGCUCGAGAAGCGACGCAAACAGGAGGAAGUUACGCGACUUGCGAUCGGCGUACCCGGCGGCUUUGCACUCGACGAGACAAAAUACGAGUACGAAAUGGAGUACAAAGUCGUCAUUUUGCCGGAAAAUGUCUCAAUUCCCUACCCAAACACGGAUUUACCGAUGCUCGUGGGCAUGGCGAUUCAGGAAAUAAUUUCAGCUGAAUCGGCAACGGAGCGCGAACGUAAAGCAGCGUUAGCUGGAACAUGGGAUGGUGAAGUACGAAAAGUCAGCAAGUACGCUGAGAACUUGGAACAACACGAAAAUGGCAAAAAAAUUCCUCCGAGUGGAUGGAAAUGCGAACAAUGUGAUCUCACGUCAAAUUUAUGGCUAAAUCUCACAGACGGAUCGAUUCUCUGUGGGCGCAAGUUCUUCGAUGGGUCUGGAGGCAACAAUCAUGCCGUCGAAUAUUAUGCUCAGAAGAAAUUCCCGUUGGCAGUGAAGUUGGGAACGAUUACCGCUGAUGGCAAAGGCGACGUUUACAGUUAUCCCGAAGAUGAUAUGGUCGAAGAUCCGCAUCUGAAGAAGCAUUUGGCGCAUUUCGGGAUAAAUGUGGGGCAACUUGAGAAGACUGAAAAAUCCAUGGUAGAGUUAGAGUUGGAUCUCAAUCAAAAAAUCGGUGAAUGGGGACUUUUGACGGAAAGUUCGAGCAAAUUGGAGCCCAUUUACGGUCCCGGGUACACGGGCAUGAAAAAUCUCGGCAAUUCUUGCUACUUAAAUAGUGUGAUGCAAGUCAUCUUUACGAUCCCCGAUUUUGUCGAGCGUUUUGUGACAAAUGCCGAUCAAUAUCUCUCUAAAUUUCCCGCGAAUCCAACGGAAGAUUUCAACAUUCAGAUGGCGAAACUUGGAAAUGGGUUGCUAAGCGGUAAAUAUACUGCAUCGCCCGAAAAUAUCGAGAACGGAGAAGUUUGCGUUGUGGCUCCUGCGAUGUUCAAAACACUCAUUGGCAAGGGACAUCCCGAUUUUUCGACAAAUACCCAACAAGAUGCUCAGGAAUUCUUUUCGCACGUCAUCAAUGUCCUCAAUAAACACAGUUUGAAUCAAACAAAUCCCGGAGAUGCUUUUAAAUUCAAGGUUGAGGAUCGCGUUGAAUGCGGUUCAAGUGGCAAAGUUAAGUACACAUAUCGUGACGAAUGGUGUUUGCCCUUAAAUAUCCCCUUGCAAGCCGUUACGAAUGUCGAUGAAGUGCACGCGUAUGAGUCACGUAAAGCUGAAGCUGAGAAAAAUGGCGAAAAAUUACCCGCUGAUGAUGUUGUUCGCCCGAAAAUCCCUCUGAAAGCAUGUUUCGACAAAUUUUCCGAGACCGAAACUGUCGAACAGUUCUUCAGUAGUGCCAUUAAUGACACAACUUUUGCGAAAAAAAGCACUCGUCUUGCCACGAUGCCCGAUUACCUCGUAUUGCAUUUGAAAAAAUUCACAAUUCGCGAUGAUUGGACCGAAGUUAAGUUGGAUGUAGCAAUCGAUAUUCCCGAUACUCUUGAUUUAAGUGAAUUACGUGGCAAAGGAUUAGCUCCGAAUGAACAAGAGUUGCCAGAAUUGUCGGCGAAACCGCCAAGUCCUCCGCCAGCUGAUCCUGCCGUGAUGUCUGCUUUGGUUGACAUGGGAUUCCCUCCAGAAGCAUGCAAAAAAGCAAUAUUUUUCACGAAAAACUCCGGCUUGGAAGCUGCCACGCAAUGGAUGAUGGAGCAUAUGGCAGAUAAUGAUUUCGGAGAUCCAUUUGUUCCUCCAGGCACAGAAUCAGCAAAUAAACAAGCAAAUUUCGUACCGAAUCCGGAAGGUAUCAUGAUGUUAACUUCCAUGGGAUUCACCGAGCAACAAGCUGCCAAAGCGCUUAAAGAAACGGAUAAUAAUACGGAACGUGCUGUCGAUUGGAUUUUCUCGCAUCCUGAUGAUUUGAACUCGGGUGAUGGCAUGGGAGAACCGAUGGAUCAAUCGUCGCCAGCUGCUGAAGUUGCGCAAUAUCGCGAUGGCAAUGCAAGUAAGUACCGUCAAAAUUGAAUGAAAUCGAAUAAC
This is a messenger RNA of Culicoides brevitarsis, 2296 nucleotides long. RefSeq names its product ubiquitin carboxyl-terminal hydrolase 5 (gene Usp5). The coding region runs from base 20 to 2281 and encodes 753 amino acids. NCBI's taxonomy places the organism in Eukaryota, Metazoa, Arthropoda, Insecta, Diptera, Ceratopogonidae. Gene Ontology annotation, biological process: protein deubiquitination. Gene Ontology annotation, molecular function: protein binding; zinc ion binding; cysteine-type deubiquitinase activity. The record is from RefSeq and is a predicted model, not a curated record. The transcript has 3 exons.